Messenger RNA from Anas platyrhynchos (mallard), 1884 nucleotides. It is a transcript of the gene EME1, whose product is annotated as essential meiotic structure-specific endonuclease 1. Gene Ontology annotation, molecular function: crossover junction DNA endonuclease activity; DNA binding. NCBI's taxonomy places the organism in Eukaryota, Metazoa, Chordata, Aves, Anseriformes, Anatidae. Gene Ontology annotation, cellular component: Holliday junction resolvase complex; nucleus. The record is from RefSeq and is a predicted model, not a curated record. Gene Ontology annotation, biological process: double-strand break repair; mitotic intra-S DNA damage checkpoint signaling; resolution of meiotic recombination intermediates.
GGGGAGACAAAAUGGCGGCGGCCGCGGGGGGCGCUGAGGGGCGGUUGUCGCCGUCAGGGGCCGUCCCCGCGGCCGGGGUCGCCGCCUUCCCCCGCGUGGGGAAGCGCCGUUGUGGUGCUGAGCAGCGACAGCGAGCCCGAGGUGGUUCCUCUGGCCGAGCGGGUGAAGAGGAGGCUGCCCCGCGGCCGGCCCUCGGCGGAGGGGAGCGCGGCUCUUGGGGAGGGGCCGUGUGGGAGCGGGCAGCGGCCGGCGGCUGGCGGCGGGGGGCAGGCCGGCACGGGCGGGGUGCUGGGGGCCGAAAUCAGGCACUGGGGAGGCGCAAACGGUGCCGGAGGGGUGGAGGGGGCGGCUCCCGGCCUGCCAGAAGCUGCCCUGACAGAGCCCGAGGCCCGGCCCGGCGGGUCCCCGCCGAGCGGAGGCAGCGCAGAAACUUCCCCGGUUCCGAAAAGGAGAAAAUACAGCCAGAAGGAGAGGGAGGCGAUGCGCCAGGCUGCGUGGCAGAGGAGAAAGGAACGAGAAGCGCGGAAGAAGGAGCAGGAGCAGGAGAAGGAAAGGAAGAAGACCCUUGCCAAGAUACUGAAAGCUCAGCGGCCAGGGGAGUGCCAGAAAUACAUAACGGUGGUGCUGGAUCCAGCUAUUUUACAGGUAGAAGGUGGUGCACAGGUCCUUGCUGCCUUGCAGUCCGCAAACUAUUCCUGUGUGGUUGAGAGGCAGGCUGUUCCCUGCAGCAUCACCUGGAGGAGAAAGGCUGUGAUACCUCAGACUGAAGAUGGUGAUGAGUGGACAGAAGAGCCAAACGUCCUGGUUCUGCUUCGCUUGGAGGAGUUUUUGUCCAUGGUUCGCGGCUACAAGCAAGAGGCCCAGGGCUGUGCAGAAGGACAGAAGGAGACCUUGCAGAGCUUUGUAGCUCAGGUUUUGAAGAAAAUGCCUGGGAAAAUUUUGGCAAUGACAGUAGUUGAAGUAGAAAAGUAUUUCAGAUGUCUCAGAGCUCAGUCAAAAAAGAGACUGCAACAGGCAAGAGUGCACAGAAAUGAAGGAGACGAGCAGAGGAGAAAGGAAGUUCAGGAUUCUGGUCUGGAAAUAUCCAGGUUGGAUGUGGAAGAAGCCUUAGUGGAUUUGCAGCUGUGCACACAAGUCCCAGUCACUUUUUUUGCGAGCUGGGAGGAGGUUGGAGAGUUUGCCACGAUGUUCUCAAAAGCUGUAGCUGAAGCACCGUACAAGCGACAGCAGGAGAAGACGGGGUUCUCUUUCUACUUAGAGAACAAGUGGUGCAGAGGCGUGAAGGUGGAUCCCUCUGGAAAGGGCCUCUUUGAAGUGUGGAAAAGGCAGAUACAGCAGUUUAACCGGGUCAGCCUGGAGAUGGCCGAGGCUGUUGUGACUGCAUACCCUUCUCCUCAGCUUCUGGACCAGGCCUAUAGUAGAUGCUCCUCAGAGCAGGAGCGGGAGAACUUGCUGGCUAAUAUCCUUGUGCGCCGCGGUGAAGGUGUGACAGCCACCUCCCGCCGGAUCGGACCCGAACUUUCCAGGCGGAUCUAUCUGCAGAUGACUUCUCACGACCCUGAUCUCUACCUGGAUGCCACCGGGUAGCCCAAGUGAAGGAGGAUUUUGUGGUUUCCCUGGUUUAAAUAUUCUGCUCCCUUCUGGGAAGACGUGCUUAGGUAACACGUGGGGUCAUCGCUGGUAGUUUAAAGAUUUUAACCACGUACAGUCUUUUAUCAUGGUGGAAGAAAUUUGGAUAACCUUGCGGAAUGGCUGGGGUUCACACACAGACGGUGAAUGUUUUCUAUAACAGCGUGCGAUGGACAUGCUUACUGCACUGAUGGUGCCUUUCUAUUUAUCAAAAGCUCUUCCUAGGAAAUAAAUCAUUUUGUACAAUGCUUUUCA